CCAACGGUUAUCAAUUAUCCCCGUGUCUUCAACCAAUACGCUUGCUGGAUCUGCCAUUUUGGUGUGUUAUUUGGACCCAAAAGUAACAAGGACAUAGCAGAUUCCGGAAGACAAAGAAGAUUCCUGUUGCGUAAUAGCUACGAUGGGAAACACAGAGAGUGGUUUCAAUAGGCACAUUGAUUUUGUCAAAUUGAGAGAAUGCGAAAAAGAACAUGACAACGAAACAAGAGAGGCCAGAUUCGCGUUUCGCUGCCCAAUUCUAAACUCAACCCCGAACUGGACGUUGGUCAUUCAGUUCCCCAACAGGAACAGUCCGUCUUCCACGAAAACGUACCUGUUUCAAGCUAGAGAAGAAAAUGAUCUCCUUCAAGCCUUCCGAGCGGAAAUUCACGGAAACGUUGAAGUCUUUCAGAAAUCCACGUAUUUCGGUACGGUCGAGACUUCUCCCAACGAAUUACUGGAGAAAGCGAAACAAGUGAAAACAGGAGAGUACAACGUAUUAGCCAAUAAAAAAGCAUGGCUAAAAGAAUUUUUGGAACUUAUAUCCCCCGAGUUGUCGAUCGAUCUUAGCAGAAAAUAUCUUAGGGCUAAAAGAGAAGCAAUUGAAAAUCGAAAACGAAAAGAUGAUAGUUUUAUCCGUAACCUUGUAACAGCGGAAAUGGUUUUGGCUGCUGGUUUGGUUGGUUUAAUGGUGGGUAGUAGUAGAACAUAAUGCAUUUUCCUAUUGAUUGCUUACUUGAAAGGGCAUUGAUCAGUAUACUUAACCCUACCGAUAGUUUGCCCUCCCAAAUGUUUGCCGUGAACUUGAAAGUAACCAAGAACGCCACAUAUUCGAUGGAUUUAAGACUUGCCCCUACAUAUUAGAAAAUCAGUUUUCGGAUUCACUACACUCGACGAGACAAAGUCGGUCGAUUGAUUGAACAAUUAACCGUUCUCUUGAUUGCAAUGCUUUUGAUUAUGCUCUCGUGUGUACACUCCAACCAAAUGUAAACAAUAAACGGCUGCCCUUGGAAGAAAAUUCCGUGAAAAUUCAA
Daphnia pulex (common water flea) is the source of this 1034-nucleotide messenger RNA. RefSeq lists its product as uncharacterized. The coding region runs from base 143 to 712 and encodes 189 amino acids. The transcript is spliced from 2 exons. The record is from RefSeq and is a predicted model, not a curated record. NCBI's taxonomy places the organism in Eukaryota, Metazoa, Arthropoda, Branchiopoda, Diplostraca, Daphniidae.